AAAUUUGCCCUUCCUUCUCCCAUUUCUCCCUCCGACAUCCACUGUACGUCGGUCGCAGGGUUCUACCACCGCUUCCUUCUCUGUAUCCCAACUCAUUUCCUUCUCUUGACCAGAACCAGACACAAUGGCCGAGCCCAUCAGAAACAAGCGGGCUGAUCCCCCCAUCGCUCCCACCCCCCAGAACACUCCUCUUAACACUGCCCCCAUCUCGUCGCACGCUCAGCAGCCCGGUGUUGCCAGCAUCAAGGAGGAGGACCUUGACCGUGCCGCCGCCGCUUCCAUCUUCGCCAAGGACCCUAGACUUGUGUCCCUUAUCCAGGGCCGUCUCGGCUCUCUUGUCGGUCGUUCGUCCGGCUACAUUGAGUCUCUCCCUACCGAUGUCAAGCGUCGUGUCGCUGGCCUGAAGGGCAUUCAAAAGGAGCACUCCAAGCUCGAGGCCGAGUUCCAGGAGGAGGUCCUUCAGCUCGAGAAGAAGUACUUUGCCAAGUUCACUCCUCUUUACCAGCAGCGUGCCGCCAUUGUCAACGGCCAGACUGAGCCCACUGAGGACCAGGUCCAGGCCGGUGAGGAGGAUGAGGAGGAUGAUGAGGAGACCGAGGCCGCCCCCAAGGAGGAGAAGGCUACCGAGUCUGCCGAGAAGGUUUCUGGUAUCCCCGAGUUCUGGCUCUCUGCCAUGAAGAACCAGAUCUCCCUCGCCGAGAUGAUCACCGACCGCGACGAGGAGGCCCUCAAGUCCCUCACCGAUAUCCGCAUGGAGUAUCUCGACAAGCCCGGAUUCCGCCUCAUCUUCGAGUUCGCUGAGAACGAGUACUUCACCAACAAGACUAUCACCAAGACCUACUACUACCAGAACGAGAGCGGCUAUGGUGGCGACUUUAUCUACGAUCACGCCGAGGGUGACAAGAUCAACUGGAAGGAGGACAAGGAUCUUACUGUCCGCGUUGAGCAGAAGAAGCAACGCAACAAGACCACCAAGCAGACCCGCAUUGUCAAGAAGACCGUUCCUACCGAGUCUUUCUUCAACUUCUUCUCCCCCCCUAAGGCCCCCACUGAUGACGAUGAGUCCACCACCUCGGAUAUUGAGGAGCGUCUUGAGCUCGACUACCAGCUCGGCGAGGAUAUCAAGGAGAAGCUUAUUCCCCGUGCCAUCGACUGGUUCACUGGCGAGGCCCUCGCCUUUGAGGAGCUCGACGAGGAGGACUUCGAGGACGCCGAGUUCGAUGAUGAGGAUGACGAAGAUGAUGAAGAUGCCAGCGAGGACCAGGAUGACGAGGAUGAGAGCGAUGAAGACGAUGAGGACGGGAGCAAGCCCAAGCAGGAGGCUGCUGAGUGCAAGCAGAGCUAAAUGCUGAUCGCUGAACGAACACGAAAAUGAUACCACUAUACCACGCAGGCAA
This is a messenger RNA of Neurospora hispaniola, 1397 nucleotides long. RefSeq lists its product as uncharacterized. NCBI's taxonomy places the organism in Eukaryota, Fungi, Ascomycota, Sordariomycetes, Sordariales, Sordariaceae. The transcript has 5 exons. Gene Ontology annotation, biological process: nucleosome assembly. Gene Ontology annotation, cellular component: chromatin; nucleus. The coding region runs from base 125 to 1345 and encodes 406 amino acids. Gene Ontology annotation, molecular function: chromatin binding; histone binding. The record is from RefSeq and is a predicted model, not a curated record.